GCAAGAAGUGCUUGGAAAUGAAACCGGGCAGACUUUCUUUCCCUUCCUGUAGUCCAAGGCUUGAUGCUUCACUGUGGUACUUCAAAUUUCAGGCUGAUGGGUCUCUACUGAAAUCAAAUGAUGAUUUCCUGCCUCCUGCGGGCGUUGUGAGGGUAAAUUAUUUCAUGCACGGCGCUUGAGUGUCCCCCGGAUGCUGCUCAGGAAGCCCUACAGGUAGCGUUAGAUGCUGGAUAUCGGCACUUCGACUGUGCUUAUUUUUACCAGAACGAGGCCGCGAUCGGAGCAGCCUUUGAAAAGAUGCUGGGGGAAGGGAGGCUGAAGAGAGACGAACUUUAUGUGGUGAGCAAGCUAUGGAACAGCUUCCACGCCCCGCAGGAUGUGAAGCCGGCUUUCCUGAAAAGCCUGACGAUGCUGAAGCUGGAUUACCUGGAUCUCUAUCUCAUGCACUCUCCAAUGGGCUUUCUGAAUAUCAACGAGGAGCUCAUGCCUCAGAAGGACGGGUUGCUUCUGCAGUCGGAUGUGGACUACGUGGACACCUGGAGGGCGAUGGAGAAGCUGGUGGAUGAAGGCCUGGUGAAAUCGGUGGGGGUUUCCAACUUCAACAUCUCCCAGCUGGAGAGGCUGCUGUCCGUGUGCAGGAUCAAGCCUGCCGCCAACCAGGUGGAGCUGCAUCCCUACCUGACCCAGCCCGAGCUGGUGGAGUACUGCAGGUCCAAGGGGAUCGUCCUCAUCGCAUACAGUCCCUUCGGCUGCCCUGCUAUGCCCUGCCCUACGGGGAAGAACAGUCCGGUGCCCCUCCUGGAGAAUCCAACGGUGAAUGAGAUCGCUCAGAAGCACGGAAAAACCAGCGCUCAGGUUCUCAUCCGCUUCCACCUUCAGAGGGGCAUCGCCACCAUCCCGAAAAGCAUCACCCCGUCCCACAUCGUGGAGAACGCAGAGGUGUAUGACUUUCAGCUGACACACAAAGAAAUCCAGACGCUGGAAGGACUAAACUGCAACACGCGAUUUAUUAAAUGGAAACUGAUGGGGAUGGACACACACAAACACUUCCCAUUCGGUGACAAGUAACUAUCGUGGCCUAGAGAAAUGGCAAGUCAAUCGUGGAAGAUCCGGUUCCCAGUAAAUCAACUGCAUGUAUUGGCAAGCUUUUGAAAUGAUCCAUAUCAGGCUCUCAAAAUCCUUAUGAAAACUUACUAGGCAAGGUAAACUAAAAUCUACUUGCCUACCUGUACACCGGGGCUACACCUAAUUACGUUUUAUUUGUCUAUUUAAAAUUACAUGAGAAUGGAGGAGAAGAAUUUUACAUGGGUGAUUUUAAAUAUCUGCUUAGCAAAGGGUAAGGGGGGAUCUUGAUAAGCUAUUUGUUCUCUUGAGACAGUUUCUAGAUGUGGGGGUAAAGGAUUAGAUGCUUCUGUAAUGUUCUCUUGAUUUUUUUUCAAAAACACAAUAAAAACACAAUGACAGCAUUUAGCAUUCCCGGGGCUCUGGUUCAAGUCCAUGUGUUCAUUUUUCAGGGGACUUUCACCAAGCACUGAACAACUGGGAUUUUGUUAAACAGCAGACUGAACCAAAGCGCCUUUAACUUGAUGCAACCUGGGAUUUGCAGUCUCCUGUUCAAAAUCUUCAGCAAUUUAAAUGCUUCAGCUAUGUUCUGCCCCGCCGUGUUAGUUUACAGUGCGGGGGUAGAGUCGUACUAACUAGAAUAUUUCUAUCAAUUGGAGUCACAGACGUUUUUACUGUGGGCAGAAUGCACCCCGUACUGAAGACCAACCCGAUCACUUCAGUCCCGCUGAGGUUGUGCCUGUUCUGGCCCUUUACUCCUGAUGAAAUGGGAUUUAAGCGAGGCCUAGCCCAUGUGCUGGAUAGCCCUCGAUGCAUUGGUGAAUGUCUGUUGGAGACAAGAGUCACAGUUUUCACUGCAUGUUGCUUACCUUUUGAGGAGCACCCUUUCCCUUCAAGUGCUCGGCAAACAGGCUAGGUCACUGUAUGUAUGUGCAUAAAGUCAGCAUGUCCUGAUGGACUGCACAGUGCAGCAAGCUGACCUUGACAAUUCACUGGUAACAACAGUUUUGCAGUGGACUUCAGUGAAUGUAUGGUCAGGCCCAGUAUUAACUUUGAGAGACUUAAACCCUUUAAUAUACGUUAGAUUUAUGUGUAUUUGUGUUUUUUAAGAUGCACAAGUUCACAUGCCUCAGGGGUUACGAUACAUUAACCCCUGCUUAGUGUUGGCCGUUCACUUUGUUUGCCAGAUGAUGAUCAUUAUGUGUGUUGAAUGGCUGUAGCGUAAAUUUACACUCCUAGAAUAUACGUCCAAAGUGCGCUCGCUGUGUGUGUGGGGGGGAGGGGUUAGAAUAAAAACAAACUGGAAAGAUGUCAGAUGAAACUUUCCUAUGGACCUAGUUGAAAUAACUUGCUUAUA
Messenger RNA from Caretta caretta (loggerhead turtle), 2419 nucleotides. Its product is annotated as aldo-keto reductase 1B. Lineage: Eukaryota; Metazoa; Chordata; Testudines; Cheloniidae. Gene Ontology annotation, molecular function: oxidoreductase activity. The record is from RefSeq and is a predicted model, not a curated record.